CUUUGAUCCCAUCACACUUUCCCUAUUAACAGCCGCACGCUCCAUCAGACUGCAAAUCCUCCAGCGACCUUUCAUUCAUCGUCGUAGCGCCUGUCAACAACGCCUUGCACCGUCAAAACCUCGCCAUUUUGAAUACUCCUGUCCCGAUUUGCGAACGUAGCCACCACUAUGCCCCCGAAACCGCUUGGCUUACCCCCCCAGCUCCUCAAAGAGAUUGGCGCACCAGAACAAACUGGCGCAUCCCGAUCCAACGGACGAUGGAAGAGUCAGGAGCAGAAUAGAAAAGACCGGCGGAGAGCUGAGAGACAGUCGAGAAAGCAGCGACAAACAACAGCACGGAGGGACUUAUCCAAACAAACCCAUCGGCACGUUGGAAAAUAUGAGAAGGAGGACGUCGACGAACACCUACUUGACGCUGUAGAAAAACCGCCAAGGCAGCAAGAACUUCGCCAACCCGCGCCAAAGAAACGCAAACGAGAAGACCUCGGCGAGGCCGACGACAGUGACGAAUUCGAGCAAUUCUCGGCGGCAAAGCAACCAUCCCGUCGCGUCCGGGAGAAGUUGGCUAAGGACGAUGCUGAGAUUGAGCAACUAGAGCGCAAGCUGGGGUUGAAGAAGGGACGCAAGUCGCUGCCCAAGUCUUUCAAGGAUGACGGGCUGGGCGAUCUACUAGUUGAUCUCGACGACGCUAGUGACACGAACGAGGGCGGCCGCAAAUUGAGGAGGGAGGCCGAGGAGUGGCUCGCGCAAAAACGAUCUAAGGCAACUGGCACACUUCCGAAAGUCGGAUAUGCAUCCGAAAGCGAUGAUGCAGAUGAGGAUGAUGGGGUGUUCAGCAACGAAGGCGAUGUCACCGGCGAUGAAGACGAAGAGGAGGAAGAGGAGGAGGAGGAGGACGACGACGACGACGACGACAAAUGGGACGCUCCAGACGACCAAACUUCUUUCGCAGGCUUCGAAUCGGAAGUGGAGGAGACGGUGCAAGAUACGAAGCGCGUUAGGGAGAACCCCUACUUACCCCCCGUUGCAGCUGGCACACAGCUUCCAAAAUACAUUCCCCCUUCGUUGCGGGCGAGAUCUGGCGGCGAUGCAGACGUAGAGGCCCAAAUUCGCAGAAAACUGCAAGGCCCUGUCAACAGAGUGGCCGAAGCCAACCUGACGUCCAUUGUUGGAGAAAUCGAAAAGAUUUACCAGGAUCAUCCCAGGGGUCACACCAACAAUAUUUUGACCGGACUCCUGAUGGCCCAGAUCUGCGACCCUACGAGCAAGCCUGACACACUAAUGGUCCUUUCUGCCGGCUUCGUUGCUGCUCUUUACAAGGUUAUUGGUGUCGAUUUUGCGGCACAUUUCCUCACCACAGCCGUAGAGCGGUUCCAGGUGGAGAAGAGGAAAGCGGAUGCGGCGGCGGCCGAGCAACGCCUACCGACCAAGGAAACGUCAAAUUUGCUCACGGUGCUGGCAGAGAUGUACAUCUUCCGUGUCAUCGGCAGCAAACUCAUGUUCGACUUUGUGCGGCUCCUUCUCAGCAAUCUGUCGGAACUAAACGCUGAGCUCCUCCUCCGGAUUGUGCGCGUGGCGGGCCCCCAGCUGCGCAAGGACGACCCGUUGGCGCUGAAGGAUAUCGUUAGCCUUAUUCGUCCGGCCGUGGCCAAGAUUGGGGAAAGCAACCUGACGAUUCGAACAAAGUUCAUGAUCGAAACCAUAAGCGACCUCAAGAACAACAAGAUCAAGGCCGGUGCACAGGAUUUAGUCAUUCUCGGCGAGCACGUAACACGUAUGAGGAAGGUGUUGGGGUCCCUUGACACACUCAAGCUCAAAGCCACGGAGCCUCUGCGGAUUGGACUUGAAGACAUUGAAAACGCAGACAAAACUGGCAAAUGGUGGCUAGUCGGUGCCAGUUGGGCAGGUCAAGGUGCGCAAGAGGCGAAACAAGACGAUGCCAAGGCUGUGACAGCGGUAGGGGCCGGAUUUGGUGACGACGACGAUGACGACGACGGCGGCGAUGUGGUCAUUGUGGACGCUGAUGACCUAGCGACACCUGACUACGCCCAGCUUGCUCGAGAGCAGGGCAUGAACACGGAUGUGCGAAGGGCCAUCUUCAUCGCUCUAGUGGCCGCAGCAGACUAUCAGGACGCGUAUAUGCGAAUCCUCAAACUGCGGCUCAACAAGUACAACCGACGCGAGGUGCCUAAUGUGUUGCUUCAAUGCUCGGGAGCACAACAGCACUACAAUCCCUACUACACGCUGGUGGCAAGGAAGUUCUGCAGCGACUCCAGGAUUAAGCACGCAUUUCAGGACACCCUGUGGACGCUUUUCCGCAGGCUCGGCGAGCCCUUGUUUGGGGAGGAGCCCGAGGAAGAGGACGAAGAGGCAGCAGAUAACCGGCGUCUUAUCAACACUGCCAAGAUGGUGGGAAGUCUAGUUGCCGAUGGUUCUAUUGGCCUUGGAAUUCUUAAGCCUCUGAAUCUGGCAUACGUGAAGGAGACGACGAGUCUGUUUGUCGAGGUGAUGCUUAUCUCGGCGCUUCAGGAGUGCAUCCAAAUCAAGAGUAAGAGUUUGGAACAGGCACUUGGCGUGCCUUUUGGCAGUGGGUUGGCCCCAGCUCUCGCUCGAAGCGUAUGCUAUUUUUUGCGUAAAAAAGUUCGAGUCACGGACCUGGUUGGAAGUAAGAAGAACACCAGGAGAGUGAAGGAGGCGUGCAAAGUUGCUGAGGGGCUUCUUGAGAGGCCAGGUAACGAUGAUGAGGUAUGAUUGUAGGGCAGCCUAUUAGUGCGAGAAAGGGGGGGGGGAAAUUGCGUUGAUACAACUUGCUGGAGACAUGAAUGAUGGCGUCCGAGUAUCCCUUGGGUGAAAGAACAACGAUGAGGAACCACGAAGACGCCGAACUGGAUGCAGGUGUUGGCCCCAAGGAGCCGAACAAUCCCGGGGGGUGGGGCAAAUGACUGGUAUUGCAUUUGAAGAUGGAAUGCUCAGUGAAGUUCGAUACUGCCGACGGUUAGAUGUCCUGUCGAUGGUCUAAACGCACAACGGCUAAUGUCGCCUCAAUACGGGAGAUGACGGGGAAGGACCAGAACGUUGGGAGGCACUGUCAAUUUACUCCACUAGAGAGGCGUGGUCAUAUCCAAGAUUAUGGGGCAAAUCGAUGUGCUCGCCACCGUGGCGCUUGCAGUGGGCGCCCAUUGGCUGUAGCUCUGACCGUGCACAGUGUCACUGGUUGACAGCAAAGGCAAUUCAAAAUGCAU
Colletotrichum destructivum is the source of this 3242-nucleotide messenger RNA. RefSeq names its product Putative MIF4G-like, type 3, initiation factor eIF-4 gamma, MA3. The record is from RefSeq and is a predicted model, not a curated record. Gene Ontology annotation, cellular component: nucleolus. The transcript has a single exon. Lineage: Eukaryota; Fungi; Ascomycota; Sordariomycetes; Glomerellales; Glomerellaceae. Gene Ontology annotation, biological process: ribosomal small subunit biogenesis. Gene Ontology annotation, molecular function: protein binding; RNA binding. Bases 169 to 2751 code for a protein of 860 amino acids.